This is a messenger RNA of Drosophila eugracilis, 896 nucleotides long. RefSeq names its product elongation of very long chain fatty acids protein 4-like. The transcript is spliced from 4 exons. Gene Ontology annotation, cellular component: endoplasmic reticulum membrane. The record is from RefSeq and is a predicted model, not a curated record. Gene Ontology annotation, biological process: fatty acid elongation, polyunsaturated fatty acid; fatty acid elongation, monounsaturated fatty acid; fatty acid elongation, saturated fatty acid. Lineage: Eukaryota; Metazoa; Arthropoda; Insecta; Diptera; Drosophilidae. Gene Ontology annotation, molecular function: fatty acid elongase activity. The coding region runs from base 22 to 828 and encodes 268 amino acids.
AGUUCUUAAAGUCCAUAUUCGAUGGUGUCUGAUGGAAAUAGUACGACGAUUGGCAGCUAUUCGUUUCCAUUUGGGGAACAGCCGGACGAGCGGACUCGCACAUGGCCGCUGGUCGAAUCGCUCUGGAAUGUGCCCAUUCUGCUGGCCUUCUAUCUGCUGAUGGUACUUUAUGGGCCCAAAUGGACAGCCAGGAACAAGCCGCUGCAGCUGCGAGUGCCAUUGUUCUGCCACAGUUUGGCCAUGGCCCUGCUGAAUGCCCACAUUUGCCUAGAGCUCUUCAUCUCAUCGCGGACCCUCGACUAUAGCUUCGGUUGUCAGCCGUGUCUGGUGAGCUAUAGCCCACAUGAAAUGCGUAUUGCCGCGGCCCUUUGGUGGUUCUACAUCUCAAAAAUACUGGAAUUCGCCGACACGGCCUUUUUCAUCCUGCGCCAUAAGUGGAAGCAGCUGAGCUUCCUCCACGUAUACCACCAUAGCACCAUGUUGAUCUUGUGCUGGGUCUUCGUCAAGUGGAAGCCAACGGGUUCGACUUUUGUUCCGGCAAUGAUGAACUCCUUCGUGCACAUUAUUAUGUAUGGCUAUUAUGCUCUGAGUGUCCUGGGUCCUCGAAUUCAGCCAUACCUUUGGUGGAAGCGCUAUUUGACCGGUCUUCAGCUGCUGCAGUUCACCAUUGGCUUGGUCUGGGCAGCGCAGUUAGUUAUCCGUGGCUGCGAGUACGGGACCUGGAUAAGUUUGUCGGGAGGUGCCUACAUGGUACCCUUCCUCUUCCUCUUUGGCAGAUUCUAUGCUCAAAAUUACAAGGUAUCAGCAGAUACCAAAAAAGCGAUGUGAACCAAUUAAUAAUUGUUACACAAGGAAAUAAAAACUCUUAAUCACACUCGUUAUUUAUGCAAAGCAAA